Molecule: messenger RNA, 1341 nt
Organism: Maylandia zebra (zebra mbuna)
Lineage: Eukaryota; Metazoa; Chordata; Actinopteri; Cichliformes; Cichlidae
Product: GTPase IMAP family member 9-like
Molecular function (GO): GTP binding
Source: RefSeq, a predicted model, not a curated record
CAAACAAGCCGCUUACAGAGGGACAAACAUGGACAGCACAUAUGCUCUGCUAGAUGAUGAAGAAGAGGAAGAACCCAAGUUCCGGAUAGUCCUCGUUGGGAAAACUGGAGUUGGGAAGAGCGCAACAGGAAACACCAUCUUAGGAACAAGAACUUUUAUAUCCACAACAUCUCCUUCCACAGUAACGUUAGAGUGCCGAAAGGAAACGGGAGAAUUUGGUGGUCACGCGCUGGCUGUCAUUGAUACUCCGGGUCUGUUCGACACCAGCAAAACUGAAAAGGAGGUGAAAAGAGAGAUCGCUAGAUCAAUCUCAUUUGUUGCUCCUGGUCCUCAUGUGUUCCUGGUUGUGCUACAGGCUGGCAGAUUCACAAAAGAAGAACAAGAAACAGUGAAAAUCCUUCAGAAGGUGUUUGGAGAAACAGCAGCACAGUACACUAUGGCCUUGUUCACACAUGGAGACAACCUGGAGGCCGACGACAUGAACAUAGAAACAUUUAUCCAUAAAAGUAAAGCUCUCAAUGACUUCCUCGAUCAGUGUCAGAGAAGAUAUCAUGUUUUUAACAACAGAAAGAAAGAUCCCACUCAGGUCAGAGAGCUGUUGGAGAAGAUCAACACAAUGGUUCAGAGAAACGGAGGAAGCUGCUACACCAAUGAAAAAUUCCUGGAGGCAGAGAAAGCCAUAAAAGAGGAGAUGGGCCGACUUCUGAGGGAAAAUCCAGGCAUGACAUCCCAGGAAGCACGGAGACUGGCAGAGAAAGACAACUGGUUCAUCCAGGCCGUUGUGGCUGCUGCUGGAGCAAUUCCUGGUAUUGGUCUGGGAGCUGGUGUUGGACUUGCUGUUGAAGUUGCUAUUGGAGCAGGUGUUGGAGCUGUAGGAGGCCCAAUUGGAGCUGCAGUGGGAGCUGUAGUGGGAGCUGUAGCUGGAGCUACAGUUGUGGCCGUGAAAAGCGGUGCAUGUCCUAUACAGUGAAAUUCAUUUAGCUGUGACUCAUUAAAGUCAGCUUAGCAUGAAGAUCAACAGUGAGGUUAUUAUCAUAUCGUGUGUUUUUACUGAAUCACGUUUACUCAGAUGUUUGUUUAUCAUGAAUGUUGAUGAAGUGAUUAUUGAGAUGUUCCUGAACUCUUCAAUCGAAAAUAAUCAGAAGGUCAGAUUAUUGCUGUAUAUGCAUGAAUCAAACACAUUAAUAAUGAAAGCUGAGGAGUGGUAUCCCUAUUCAAAUAAUAACGCUACGGGUAAACGUUUAAGCUUUCAGAUUAUUAAAAACUCUGUUUUAGGUCAGUUUUCAAUCAGAAGUAGGAGCACCGAAUUAUUCUUUUCAUAUAAAAUAAAAACUGUGCCUC